Malania oleifera is the source of this 363-nucleotide messenger RNA. RefSeq names its product protein NIM1-INTERACTING 1. The coding region runs from base 1 to 363 and encodes 120 amino acids. Gene Ontology annotation, biological process: regulation of systemic acquired resistance. NCBI's taxonomy places the organism in Eukaryota, Viridiplantae, Streptophyta, Magnoliopsida, Santalales, Ximeniaceae. The transcript has a single exon. The record is from RefSeq and is a predicted model, not a curated record.
AUGGAAGGAAGAAGAGCUAAUAGAUCACACACUGAUGCAAACAUAGAAGAAGAAGAAGAAGAAGAAGAAGAAAAGCAGAAGAUCGAUGCAUUCUACUAUCUGAUCAGAAAUGCUAAAGAUGCCCGCGAUCGGUUACACUUGAGUGAUGGUGUGAACAAACCAAACCAACCAAAGGAAGAGGGAAAGGAGAAAGGGAAAGGAGUGGAAUCAACUUGGAUCCCUGAGUUCAAGUUGGAAGAUUUUGCAGACUAUCUGCAUCCCAAAGGCAGCACUUCCACAAUGCUCCCUUCUUCGAAGAAUGAAGAACGGCACGAAGGAGAUAAGAAGCAAGAAGAAGAACUAGAUCUCAACCUUUCACUAUGA